GCGGCGGGGGCGGGCCGGCUUGCGGGCGGGUCUUCCGUGUGUCGCCGUCGCUGCUUCAGCCGCGCUACGUUUGCUGCUCUGGAGCUGCGCCGCCGGCGUUGGCGGCGCGAGGGAAGGGAGGGGACCGGCGGGGCGUGUGUGUGCGCGCACGAGGGGCGCCGCGGUGCUAGCAGUUCCCCUCGCGCGGGGCGGGCGGCCAAGGUGAGCAGCAGUCGGCGAGGCCCUGGACGGCGCCAUGUCGGCGGGCGGUCCAUGCCCGGCGGGAGCCGGCGGCGGCCCAGGGGGCGCCUCCUGCCCUGUGGGGGUCUCCCCUGGGGGGGUGUCUAUGUUCCGGUGGCUUGAGGUGCUGGAGAAGGAGUUCGACAAGGCCUUCGUGGAUGUGGAUCUGCUUCUGGGCGAGAUCGAUCCGGACCAGGCAGACAUCACUUAUGAGGGGCGUCAGAAGAUGACCAGCCUUAGCUCCUGCUUUGCGCAGCUUUGCCACAAAGCCCAGACUGUGUCCCAGAUCAACCACAAGCUUGAGGCACAGUUGGUGGAUCUGCGAUCUGAAUUGACAGAAACUCAAGCAGAGAAAGUUGUCCUGGAGAAAGAAGUCCACGACCAGCUCUUACAGCUGCACUCCACUCAGCUUCAGCUUCAUGCCAAAACCGGACCAAGUGUUGACUCUGGUGCCAUUAAGGCAAAAUUGUCUGUCCACUCUGUGGAGGAUCUGGAAAGAGAGCUUGAAGCAAAUAAAACAGAAAAGGUAAAAGAAGCUCGACUGGAAGCUGAGGUGAAGCUGCUGAGGAAGGAGAACGAGGCUCUUCGCAGGCACAUCGCCGUGCUCCAGGCCGAAGUCUACGGGGCGAGGUUGGCUGCCAAGUACUUGGAUAAGGAGCUGGCCGGCAGGGUCCAACAAAUACAACUGCUGGGACGGGAUAUGAAGGGGCCUGCUCACGAUAAGCUCUGGAACCAGUUAGAAGCUGAAAUACACUUGCAUCGCCACAAAACAGUCAUCAGAGCCUGCAGAGGGCGCAACGACUUGAAGCGGCCCAUGCAAGCACCCCCAGGCCAUGAUCAAGACUCUCUGAAGAAAAGCCAGGGAGUUGGUCCAAUUAGGAAAGUCCUCCUCCUUAAGGAAGAUCACGAAGGCCUGGGCAUUUCUAUCACAGGUGGGAAGGAGCAUGGUGUUCCCAUUCUCAUCUCUGAGAUCCAUCCAGGCCAGCCUGCCGACAGAUGUGGAGGGCUGCACGUUGGAGAUGCUAUUCUGGCAGUAAAUGGAGUCAACUUAAGGGACACAAAGCAUAAAGAAGCUGUAACCAUACUUUCCCAGCAGAGAGGAGAGAUUGAGUUUGAAGUAGUCUACGUGGCUCCUGAAGUGGAUUCUGAUGAUGAAAAUGUAGAGUAUGAAGAUGAGAGUGGACACCGCUACCGUCUGUAUCUUGACGAGUUAGAAGGCAGUGGUAAUUCUGGUGCUAGUUGCAAAGACAGCAGUGGCGAAAUGAAAGUGUUACAAGGGUAUAACAAGAAGACAGUGAGAGAUGCACAUGAGAAUGGGGACGUGGGGGCUUCGGGUGAGAGCCCUCUGGACGACACUGCUGCGAGAGCGGCUCAUCUGCACAGCCUGCAUCAGAAGAAGGCCUACUAAUCUAUCCCAGAUACACUGCUUGUCAGACUCGUGGAAUGUGGGGCACUAGAGAAGAUGGUGACAAAGACUGCACAAGAUCAGGGAGGCUGUGUGUUGCCUAGAGAAAGGCGGGAACCUCAGGGCUUCAUGUGAACAAUUCUAAGUGCAUAAACCCCUGUUGUCUGUGGUAUACCUUAAUUAGCUAUUGCAUGGAAGGCAAUUUUGAGUUUCCUGGAAUCUAAGCACCAAAGCAUGUGUUUCCCAAAGGGAUAUUACUAGGCUCUUACAGGCCAAGUGGAUGCUGUUUCAUUUGGCUCCUUUUCCUAUUUAACAGGACCGUGCUAACUGGAAUUUUCUAAGUACCCUUUAAAUACAGCAGAGUAAAUGAUACCAUAUAUUCCCUAAGGAUAACUGUGGAAUUUCAGAUGACAGAACUUGACUCAGUGAAUUGCAAAAAUCUAGGUUGACAUUUUUGCUUAACUGAAAAUUUUGUUUCAGGUUUUUUUUUUAAGUGUAUUGUACAUUCCUGAUGUCUAAAUUAAUUACUAUCUAAAUCAUUAUGAUGAGUUCAUUCUCCAGUUUACUCAACUGCAGUACAAAAUGGUUUUCUUUAGGCAAUCCUGCAUCAAUCAGUGCUGCUCUAGAAAUGGUUUGAGAAGAGUUACUGUGCAUUUGACUUUGGAUUUUUAAAGGAAACGCAGACGAGUGGAAAAUGCCUGUCUUCAAUUAUGUUGAUCUGUGUGCAUGGUAUUGGAGCAUUACACUGUUAGUGUUUAGUCCCAAGGGUUAAUCAUCUGGAAUCCACAUGUUUGAGUUGUUCCCAGGCUUUGCCUUGUGAUAUCAGGAACAUUAUUAUGUCAUGAAAUACAUUGUAUUCAAACAGCAGUGGCUUUAAGUACCUGACUUGCCAAUCAUUCAAAAAGCCGGGGGGUCAAGGUGGGCAAGUUGAGGUAAAGACAUUUCGAUACAUUGAGCUUAUUGAUUUUCAUAUCAGUAUAUGUUUGACUUAAAGCAAUACUCGUGUGCAGACUCUGUAAGUGUAUUAGUUCUCUUGUAUCAGAACUAAGCACAAAGGACCUGCUCCCUUCUUUCCUGACCAUUGCACCCUGCUGGGCAAAGUCAAAAUACUGUAUUUAAAGAGGUGUGAGUUUUGCUAAGUCACUGUUUUAAAGGGUUUAUACCUAAGGGAAUCUUAAGUGGAAAAGCCUACACAUAUAGGGCUUUUACAAUAGCAGUAUCUUCUGUCUUGGUAUGCUUGUUUUUCCCAGAUGCAUUAUAUAUUUGUUCAAAGUUAAAUCUAUAAAUUGUAUAUACUUUAUUUUGUGAUUUUGCUAUUUAUAAAUUUACUUUUUAACUGUUGCUCAUUUCUGGUCUAUGGGUGGUUUCAUUCUUCAUAGAAUCACCAUGGUAACUGGUAACUAGAAGUGCACUUCGUAUGUAUAUUGUUACUGAUGCUGAGAUACCUUGUAGUGUAACAUUGCCUGUAAACAAGGUUAGUAUUGUACAAACGAAUAAACACAUUACAUAUUA
This is a messenger RNA of Arvicanthis niloticus (Nile rat), 3136 nucleotides long. It is a transcript of the gene Gopc, whose product is annotated as golgi associated PDZ and coiled-coil motif containing. Gene Ontology annotation, biological process: negative regulation of protein localization to cell surface. Gene Ontology annotation, cellular component: trans-Golgi network transport vesicle; Golgi apparatus; membrane. Lineage: Eukaryota; Metazoa; Chordata; Mammalia; Rodentia; Muridae. The record is from RefSeq and is a predicted model, not a curated record. Gene Ontology annotation, molecular function: transmembrane transporter binding.